UCGUGCUGAGAGAAUCUAGUUUGUGUAGUAGAGUGCGUGAUACGCGAUUGCAAUUUUUAUUUUCCCAAAGGCGAAUAGUGAAUACUUUUCCCAAUUUAGGUGUUUGUGGGAGUUUAUAAAGCCCACGUCUAGAUACUGUGGUUAUUACUAGAUAAAAGUUAUCGAACAUUUACAAUGCACGUCUAAAUAAGCGCUCAACCGAUGCGUAUGCUCGAAGCGAGCACCCUUUUUAAAUGAUUUAUCGCGUCGCGGAGUGAAAAAGAACGAAAUUUGCCGAAAGAAUGAAAUCUAGUCUUUGUUUUACCUACUGCACUCUUCUGAUUGUCUCGUUUGUUUCCAGCGGCCUGUUGUUUAUUCUCGUGGCAUCGGAAGCGUCGAAACCACUGAGUCAGCACAAGGAGCAGCAUUUACCGUCGGUUCAUCGCGAGCAUGAACCUCCGGAGGAAUCGACGGAGGGGAUCACCACUAAUAAGCCACUUUCGGAAGCGAAUCUUCCGAGGUCACGCGAACGAAGUUCACAGGUUGCGAGUGAGUUCGAUGGGAUAUUCAGAAGUGAUGAUGAUGAAUCGGUUGUGCGACAUGUGAAGUCGAAGCAUGGGGUGGGGAGAGUGAGUCGCAGGAAAAGCUCUUGGAAGAAGGAUGUGUUUGUUGAGAGGCCAGUGCGGUUGGAAUCGCCACCGGAUUUGAACGAGGCUAUUUUCUGCAGGCGGUUUCUACCAACGCGGCAUCACAAACAACGGAUGUACAUGGUAAAUGUAUAUCUACUGCUGUUUAUCGUCAUCGAAUGGUACCUAUCGAUGAGACUGUUCGACGCACUGCACGAGCGGGCCAAGAAGAUGAAGAAGUUGUCCGUUCUGCUGACGUUCUGUUGGGUUCUGCUGGUGUCCCAAAUAUUGGCCAUUUCCAGUCUCUACAACGACGGAUUGCAGGAUAUUCCUGGCACCCCGUCGGUUAUCACGCUGAUGGAACAUCAGAGCAGCGAGCUCAAUAUAGAGUCCAAAUUCGAGGAGAAUAUUGAGGCUACACUGAAGAACAUUAGCCUUCCACUGGCUGAUGAUCCCAUCUCGACAGAAGAACCCGAGCCACAGGAAGCUCAUGACAUUCCACAGCAAAAAAUAUCUAAGGAUGCACCAUCGGUGGUGAUGGAUUCUCGCGUAGCGUCACCGGUGGAAGCGAAACCAGCUGUUCCGCCGGAGGACAAAAUCAACGAUUCGGGUGGGGGUGGCGGCGAGUCACCCAAGCAGGAGGUGGUAGAUGCAGUGCCGCCGGAACGGGAGGAUGGUAAAAACAUGACAGGAGAAACACCAUCAAGCUCCGAUGGUAAUUUGACGGAAGAGAAUCCGAUGCCUGUGUUUUCAGAAUGGGCUCAGAAACAAAUGGCGGAAGCGGAGAAGAAGCACGGCGAGAAUGUGAAUGCAUCCGCGAUGAAGCGCAAUUCUAAGCCUGCGGGUGGUAAGAUGCCACCGUUGAAGUUGCGAGCAAAAAACUACGCCUCCCCGGAUUGUGGGGCGAAAAUAAUCGCCUCCAAUCCGGAGGCACAGAGUACAGGUUCAGUGCUGACAUCGCACAAGGACGAGUAUCUCCUGAACCCCUGCACAAGCAAAAUCUGGUUCGUGGUGGAGCUAUGCGAGCCCAUUCAAGCGGAACGUGUUGAGUUGGCCAAUUUCGAACUGUUCUCUUCAUCGCCGAAGGAAUUUUCCAUCUCGAUUAGCAAUCGAUUUCCAACGAGAGAAUGGUCUAAUGUUGGCCAGUUUACGGCGGACGACGAACGGACCGUGCAAAGCUUCAAACUGCAUCCGCAUUUGUUCGGGAAGUUUGUGCGUGUUGAGGUUCUUUCGCACUACAACUCGGAACAUUUCUGUCCGGUUUCGCUGUUUCACGUUUAUGGCACGUCUGAGUUUGAAGCCUUUGAAACCGAUAAUACCCCUCUGGGAGAUGAUGGGGACGACGAUGACGAGCUGACGAUUCUAGAUAUUGAUAUGGGCAAGGAGAAUUCAGUGGCCGGCAAAAAUCAUGAUCAGAAGGUUGACCCAAAAGAAGGAGGAGCACAGAUUGUGAAAAAUCCAAAUAAUAUUCUCAAAUCCGCCGGUGAAGCUGUGAUGAAUAUUGUCAAGAAAGCAGCCGAAGUGUUGGUAAAAACAAACGAGAAGAACGGCUUGGGGAAUGGAACAACUGAGACCGCUAUCGGCGACGAUGCCCACCAGGAUGUAUCCAACGAAAAUAAACUAGACCUAAUUAUUGAUAGUGACAAAACCAGUAGCAUCGAUGUUACUUUAUGUCCGCCGUCUCGAUGUUCUUUGUACUGCUUUACGCUGGCCUAUCGGCCACUUUGUGUUAAUUGCCCUCAAGAGCUCCGGGAGCGUCUGGAGCGGACGAUGAAUUGCAAACACAAUCUACUAACUAGUCUGCUAAGAAGCGUACCAAUCGGUGCGUCGUUUAACGAAUCUCAGCAUUUGCUAUGUGCCAAUAUUUUAGGAACUAACCUAACUGAACGGAGGGAGGAAAUGGACUUGAAGUUUGGGAGAAGUAUAAUGAGUUGGCUGCCCGACGAAUUCCUGGCAGGAUUUUGUAACAUGAGGGCAUACGAUGAAGGUUUGAUUAAGGCUAUGACACACGGGGAGAGAGAAUCUAGUGAAGCAUCGGUGGAUAAACCUAACCCCCAAAUAACGGCUUCAACUGAUACUACUACUACAGACCAUCAAGGUGAAGCUACUGAAAACGAAGGCACCAAUCCAGCAGCUCACCCAUCUUCUUCGGCUGAGGAAGAUGACCGAAGCAAACCAGCAGUUGUACCUCAGGAGGACAUCAAUAUAUUUAAUGUUCAAGAGGAAGUCUCGACACCCACUUCUAUCGAACAAUUCGAGGAAAGUGGUUCAGUUUCUCCCGCGCCUCCGACUGAUGUGAGCAAGGAAAACAAAGAUGAAACACACGAAAAUGUUCCCGAAGGAACGUUGUCUCCCAGCCUUGAAGAAAUCGAUAAACUGCUCCUGGAACAACAAUUGGAUGGUUUGGGUGGAGGCGGAAAUCCUCCGGUAGCGACGAGUACAACGGGUAGCAUGGCAUCAUCGUCAUCGCCCGGACCGAACCAGAAGGUUCAACCUGAGAGCGUAUUUCUGCGGUUGUCCAAUCGAAUCAAGGCCCUGGAGCGAAACAUGAGUCUGUCGGGACAGUAUCUGGAGGAGUUGAGUCGUCGCUAUCGCAAGCAGGUCGAGGAGUUGCAGAAUUCCUACUCAAAAACACUGCACGAUAUGGAGGAACAGAAUCGUCGCAUUCUCGACAGUGAAGCGAUGCUGCGGGACGAGAACGAUCGCUUGCGGAAGGAGUUUGUAGUGUUCCGCGAAAGUAUACUGAGCUGGAGAAAUGUAAUCAUCAUUCUUGGGGGGCUCCUAUUUGGGCAGACCGUGUUGAUAUGUGCUAUCGUGAGGGGUUGCAAAGCAAGUGCACCAGAAGUAGAAACUGACAACACUAUUCACAACGAACUUGAGAAGGUUGAAAGUGUGAAGCCGGCGAAGGGAAUGUGGCUGAGGAGAAAGUCAGUUGAUGGGAUUAUUGGAGAAAUGCAAGCUUCGGGAAAGUUGAAGAAAAGACGUCCGAGUGAAGAAGCUUUGAAUAUCAGCGGUACGUAUAUGAAUCUGCUUAUCGAAGAGGAUCGAAGUGGUAACGAGGGCGUUAAGGUGGAGCGAAAGCGAACCAAACACAAGCAUAGGAAGAUUUCUGCCCCAGCCAUGAUGCAGCACCAUGCAGAAGAAAAAGUCAAACGAACUGUUUCAGUCGAACCUCCGGCAUCCGUUAAAGUUGUAAAGGUAGAUCUUGUAAGAACCGAAUCGGCUCCGGAGCCAAAGAGACAAAUAUCGGAAGCACCUCAGGAAGAGAACAAUCGCAUUGACGAACUUCCUCUUCUGGAGGAUAAUGAUGAGUUCAUCAUUCCAGCCGCUUCGGAUUUGUCAUACAAUGAAUUCAUCCCCGAUGUCACGUCUGAAAACAACAGAACCAAUGGGACGGUUUCCUCGUCCUCCUCGGUUGAUUCCAAAUCAACAAACCGGUCCGGCAAAGGGAGACGUCUUUCCUCGCCGGCUUUCUUUAAGAAUUCUAUCAUGAGGGCAAGUAUGAGCCGAAAGUCCUCCGGCAAGAAAUCCACAGCAAGCCAAAAUGUAAGCAGUGCCAGUAGCAACACCAGUAGUAGUAGCAGUAGUGGCAACAAUAAUGUUAGUACUAGCAUUAAUGUUCACAGCACUAGUGCCGUGGGGAACCACUCGGAAGAGGGACCCCCGUUGUUGGCUACAAUCGAUAACAAUAGUAGUACACCGAGCAUCACUAAUAACGGUUGGGAUGGCUGGCGUGUUUUCAAGAAGUCCUCUAGUCAAGACAAGUUCAACAAACGUAAAUCGAAAUCCGAAAGUCCGGACGUGGAAAUUGUAGUUCGCAACGGUUCCGUCAAUGGGUCCCUGUCGGACCACGUACCGCUCGACGUGAAGCCGAAACGGGGUGAUCACAAGGGCGAGUUGAAAUCGUCCGUUUCAUUCAACGGGAGCACCACUUCGAGCGAGAAAAAACUCGGUGGCAGCGGGGGUAGUUUUCGGCGAUUGUUUCGAAAGGUAUUCUAGUUUUGCUGCUGUUGCGCCUUCGGUGUUGGCUCAACCGUGGAUAAGAAGUGUUCAUGAUGUAUGAGGGACAUCGCCACCAAAAUCGACAGCGAAAGAGAGAGAGAGACGAACGAUGAUAGAGGCGCGAUACGAUAGUGGUUCCUUACGACACAUUAGACUGACCGGUAGUGGCGAGGCAAGAUUUAUGUAAUAUUAUAUUAGGAAGAGCUUUAAAGGCGUGUGUGAGUAGAGGAGAAUGCGCGCUCGAUGUGUGUUGUAAAGUGUGCAUGUUUUAUUAUAAACUAUAUAACAGUAACAAAAAUAUGUUGAACCGCAAAGAAAUUGUGAAAUUUGUACGAAUCGGAAUGUAAUCUAUUUUAAAUUAAUCAACAAAACUGAGUAUCUCUAUGUUGGACGUUUUUGUCGUGCGUCAUUCUCGCUGUGCUGGGGAUGCUCUAAUUCUUAUGUUCGAGUUGUUAAAAGGAAUAAGCUCACGUAUCGCAAGCGGGUCGAGGUUUUAGAUUGAAUUUUGAUUUGAACUAGACGUCUUAACUAAUCUUGAUGCUAUCCUUCCUACUUAAUUGGGUAGGAAUCAAAGUAGGAAAGGUCAAAAGCUUGACGCGUAGUCUCGCGUAGUUGUGGUAUUCACUAGUUUGGGCCCGUAGAAACACUUCGAAGCGCUUGUUUCAGGGGUGGCUGUGGGUGACGCGGUCAGUGAUUUCCGGAGGAUUGGCCCAAGUUUCUUGUAGAACUCUAUUUAGAAAAUAGCCUUCUAAAAUUUUGCAUGGUUUCCCAGAUCAUGUUGUUGGAAGCGUUCUUAACGUUGAUCGUUACCGCAGCGCAAAAUCAAUCUCCCCGCAUUUAAUUGAACGAUUUUUCGUCUUAUGCUUCGCUAUCCGGAUAGUAUUCACCGCAAAACCUUCCUUUACAAAACCAUUACUGCUUUUGAGAUAAACCAUGUUCACACGACAUUUGAUACCGAUGCCCGCGACGAUAUAAACGGAACGGUACAAGAAGAUGUCGCCGAAAACUACGCGUAUUCGCUCGAAGCUGCGCUGCCGAAGGGGAAGGACUUACCCCAUACCAUACCAAGUGUUCGAAGAAUCGAACAACUUCGAUAAUCCAUUGAGGGAUUUCAUGGUUAACAAAUAACAACAUCUAAUAAGAACGAAAAUACACUCGACAAAAAAUUAGAUGAACAGAGUGCGAAGUCGGUUCCAAGAACGUUCAUGUAGGAUCUUCCCACACAGAGAUAUUCCAGUUUGAAUGAAAAAUUACCCCUUCGUCUUUGAUGAUAAAUAAUUCAAUAUACAACCAUCGCACCGCAAAUCAGAAGGCAGUUUUGAAAAUUUCAAUGAAUUCUGCACAAGGAUAAUUGGUUACUUUGACGAAGGAAAAAUUAUUUAAUUUUUUUGCAUCGAUUUCAACAAAGUGCCAAAAAUAGGAUUUUUAUUUAGCUUUACAAAAUCUAUUGUAAUUCUGCAAAUAUCGCAGUAAGUUCGAAUGUUGUCAGGCAAAUUUUCAGCCUAGUGUAUUCCAUAAACAUCCGUGAACGUUUCAUAUUGAAACGUUCAGCCGGUUUUUCAAAGUUUGGAGUAAUUUAGAUGAGCAUUUAAUCGCAAAUCGUAUUAGAAGUGCAAAAUCCUACGCGACUCUCCGAAUGACGAUUCGUAACUUUCGUCUUUAUGAGUUUGUGGGUGAAGAGUGCGUGUAUGUGUGGAAAUGCGUAUGAAUAUGUGUAAGUAUCAUUACUGCUUACAAUAUUUGUACCUACAAACGCCUACAAACAUGCGAUUUUUCAUUUGUUCCCGAUAUUAUUGCCCACUACAUCUACAUACAUAAAGAUAAAAAUAUAUACGUAAAAUAUUCUUAUACCUGAAAGUUGUGAAUGAAGCGAAUCCCAUCGAUAGGCGUUGAUUUUUCAAGAAGUUACAGCAUGUCAAAAAUCACUUAAAAUUUCCGACUUUGCACUCUGUUCCGUUGUCGAGUGUAUUUUAACUUUUAUAAAGUAUUACUUUCAUCAAAGAACACAUAUUGACUAUUGAUAUUGACAUAUUGAAAAACCAUUCGAUUUAACCUCCAACAGAAAAAAAAUGCAGCUUUUGGCAAAUUUUCGAUUUCUAGACUUUUUGAUUUGUCGUCAUUUCCCCGAAAAUUGAAGAUUGGAAAAGAACACUCUUGAGCAUUUCAGUUUCUUUAACUCAAGCGGAGACAACAAAUCCAACUCUUCCGGAAAAAAGCGCCGCCAGGAAGAGGAGAACUUCCGGAAACCCAAUGCAUCCCGGAAAAGUUUCGUGCCACGAGCAGAAAUGCGUCGGAAUAAGGAAGAGAGUGAAGUUAAGAACGCCAUCAAAUAGCUUAGGAACAACAAAUCAAUUGGGAAAGAUGACAUCGUAGCGGAUUUUAUCGAGAUAGAUGCGGAAAAAAAUUAUUAAUUGUUUGCAUCGACUGAUAGUUAGAAAUCAAGAAACGGAACAACUACCGGAGACUCCUCCGAUGGGAUUAUUUGCCCUAUCUUCAAGAAAUGCGACCAACUAGACUGUGAAAACUUUCGUGCAAUCACCGUCCAGAAUGCCGCUUACAAAAUGCUUGCCCAAAUUAUCUUCUAACUUGUAUCGCAACUAACGAACAGAUUCAUGGAAAGUAAUAAGGCCAGCGUCAUCGAAGUUUAGUCUACUGACCGAGUUUUCACCUUGCAACAGAUGCGACAGAAAUGCCGUGAGUGAGCGACUUUCUACGCAUCCUCUUCGUAUCGCCUUAAAAGUCGUAUAUGAUUCAAUAACACGAGAAGAGCUAUGGAGAACCAUGAACGCGAAUGGUUUCCCCGUGAAGCUGACAAGACUGAUUAAGGCUACGAUAGAUGGAAUAUGUCUGAAUUUAAAACCAAAUACAUGCUGGUUUCCAGAUCCUGAUGUUGAUGUUUCCUGUUGAGUUCGAGAUAGUAAACUAAUUUGUCUUCCAUGGCACGAUGGAAACGUCUCGCAAUGGAGGCGAUCUGGCGUAGUGGUAACAUCCAUGCCUCUCACGCUAAAGGUCACGAGUUCAAUUCUCACUCCCGACAUUCUUCCAAAAUCCAAAAAUGGAAGUAAAAAGUGACGAACCAGCCAAAUGAGUUGAAAAUCACUAUAAUACAGAUAAUAAUAAAAAAAAAAAAAAACGUCUCGCAAUGAUACCAGCCUCGAGAUCCGGAGACGUAUUAUCGAUGGGAAUCGUGCCUACUAUGGUCUCCACAAACAGUUGAUAUCAAACAGAAUUAGCAAUCGUGCGAUAUGUUUCCUGCGCAAACCGUUCAUGAGAUCGGUUGUCCUAUACGGCACGAGGACAUGUGAGCACUCGGAGUCUUCGAACGACGCGUGUUAAGAACCAUCUUAGGCAGUGUACAAGUGGACGACGUAUCGAAGCAAAUGAUGAAUCAUCAAUUCACGCAACCCGCCGGCGAACCAAGUAUCCAAGUGAUCAAAAUUGAAGGGAUAUGCUUGACAUGAUAUGUUGCUAGAAUGCCGGACAACUAUCCUGCAUAAAUAGUAUUCAAUGGAAAUCCGUCUGGUACGAGACGACGAGGAGCGCAGCGAGCAAGGUGGUUUGAUGGGUUUGAUCAAGUGGAGCAGGCUCUGCAGAGCACAGGGUGCCCCUGAAAUUGUAGGGAUAGUCACGAUCCGUACCAAUUGGAGAAAUAUCGUGAAACUGGUCAUAUUGUAAAGACGAUAAGUCAAAAUAAGUUAAAAAUGGGAGGGAUGAGACUCGCUCGAAUCUGCUGGGAAAAAAUAAAAUAAAUUGAAGUUUGCUGUUUAUCGGUUUAUCGGAAGACGAGAGCAACAUAAAACCGACACGAAACAACGUUAUUGCACGAGAGUAAGUCAACCACUCACUUCGGUCAAUACGAUAGAGAACUCAAAAUCCCAUGUCGAAUGUCAUAAGAUCUCAAUUAUUCGUAAGUUGUAGAGAGUCCGAACAAUUUCUAAUCAUCUGCUGUAUCGAAUGAGAAUAAUCGUUUGUAGCUUGUACUCAUGAUAAAUCUUGCGUAGUAGAAGCAAUGCUUCGAGAGUGCAGGCUGUAGGGCUUUCUCUUUCAUAUUGCUUUCUUGAAGUCUUGGUUGCUCACCGUUCCAAGUAUUCUUUUUGGGUACAUAUGAUGAAUGAAAGAGCAUCGCCGUUGAUGGUGAUUUUAAAACAUCCGAUUAGAAGGAUAUACUUAUUCUUUGAUCGUUAGAAGCGAUUUUUUACCAUCCCUGGUCGUGUUCGAAUGGCGCUUAGCACAUGCCUUAGCUUCAUGAAACACCAUACGGUAUUAUCCAAAGGAUUGAGAUCUGGACUGGAUGAUGAUGUCCAUAUGUCUUUUGACCAAAACGGCAAAUAUCCCUCAAACCAUCUUUGUGAACGAAUUGAGUUGUGUCUUCGUGACCCAUGGAAAUACAAAUUUAUUUAAAAUACCGAUAUACACUCGUGCUCACUUUCUCGCCUUUUGCAAUAAAUAUUGGGUCCAUUUUUUACCGUGUGAUGCUACCAGUCCGAAUACCAUGACGCUGACCGGAUGUUCCGUCAAAUUCUCCUUCGCCGGUAGAGAUCGAUUUAUCGGUCAGUUCUAGAAUAUGAUAUGGGAUCGAUAGUAAACAUGUUCUCGUCUGUGAAGAAAAUUACCGGGUUUUUGUGCUUAAAAUCUUCUUUCUUAUUUUCUUUAUGAAUCUCCGCAUAGUACGGUCACUCAUUCCAGCUUGCUUAGUCAUUUUUCUCAUGGAACUCACGCGAUGACCUCACAUAAAAAGAGAAUAAAUUCAUCUGGAACUGCUAUGGUAUGCUAGCAGUAUAGCUGUGCGAGUUUUUCAAUAGACUCUCCAUUGUUGACGAACCCAUCGGUUUAGACCAGCUAUACAGGCAAACCUAUUUUUGUGCGGUCCCUUUUCGCGUGAUUCUUCGUUUGUGCGAUUUUAUUAUGACAUCGGAUCUUGAAUCACACAAACUAAUCGCCCAAAUAAUAAUAUCGCGCCUAAACAGUCACGCAAAUGGGAAAUCGCACAAAAACAGGUUAUCCUUUAUUCAACCUAAGAAAUCAUUCCCCUUUUUUGACGUAGGACUACGUCUUUUAAUGAUGGUGCCAAAUCAGAAAUCAGGGCAGGUUUUUAUGAAAUAGUAACAACAAAUACAGUGUGCGUUCUACGGAAAAUGCUCCGCCCAUUUUGAAUUUAUUGAGCAUAAACAAGCUAUUCGUAAUUCCACAGCAUUCAUGAUUCAUCAGUCAUCCAGUUAAUGACCAGUCGGCAACAAGGCUUUCCAGAUAGCCUUUCUCAGGGCCGAAUGUUUUGUUUGUGUGUGAGUUUUCCAAAUUAGUCUUUUUUAAGGCUAGAGAAUAAUAAUCUGUAAAAUUUGUAAGCCUUUAUAACUCAAACCAUUAAUAUCAUUAUUCAAGUCACAAUCUCGCUAUAGCUAGCAGACAGCAGACUCUUUCAAUGCUGUUUUGCUCAAUACAAAGGAAAAAUGGAAGAUUGAUAUGGCACACAGUUGUGCAGUAUUGUUCGGUGGAGGCAGCGCGCCGAUCUUCAUGCCGUCUGAUGGAGACUGUUUCUGUAUUUAUGCGCCACAUCAUUUGUGCAUCUGUAUUGGGGUGUAAAUUUUAAAUUUAGAAAACGAGAGCGUGUUGUUUGUGGUACAAGGAGAUACAUCUAUACCGACUGAACGAAUUGAUAAGACAUUACUUAUUGACCCGAAAAUUGUUCCCAUAGCUCAAAAACUGCAUUGAAAACAAACUGUUUAAAUCAUGAAAAUCUAUAAAUAUUGGUGAAACCACAAAAAUCUAUAAACAUAAAAGUCCAUCGAAGUCAAGAUUGAUCAGCGGUUGUGCAUGUCGCUGGUCGACCCUGAAGGCACUAUAAAUAUUGGGCUCGUGCUGGCCAACCUCAGUUUUUGUUUUGCUACUGUGUUGAACGAACGUACAAAAUUUUUCGUCUCAGAAUGUAUUUUCAGAAUAUGCGCGAGUUUGCACUGAAAAGCAGAAGAGAAAUAUUAAAUAGGACUAUCGCGUUGGUUUUCAAACAGUUUUGUGGAUAUUGAUUGUGUAUGAUUGAAUCACACGUACUAGUUGUUGUUUUUAAUGGAUGACGGUGAUGAGGAAACAAAUAUGUAAAUCGCCUCAGGCCGCACUGUUUUUAGCACGAGAAGAAUUUUCCCGAUGCAAACUGAGUUUGCUAUGAGAAUUGGCUAAAAAUAACAUAAAUCUCGAGUAUUGUUCUCACGAGAACAAGAAUGAUUCAUAGUUUUUUUAAGAGAGCAUAUGUGAAUUUAGGAGCGUGUUCGGGUUUUAAAAAGCCUCAUUGCCGUUGGAUGUGAGAGUUGCGAUAUACGGUAGAAAAUUGAAGGUAGAAAUUUACUCCGCAGCGGAUGCCGUCGAAGCCACCACCCCACCACACAUUCGAUCCGGUUCGGAUUUUCUGUUGCUGUUCUGAGUGUUUUUUGGAGUGUUGGAAAUGUAAUUUUGCUAAAAAAAAUUACUUGGAUAUUCAGUAAGAUCAGUGUUUCAGUGCCACUCUAGACAGCUAGCAAUCAACUGUACAUGCUAAUUUUAAGAAUUAAGUUGAAAUUCGACUCAAAUCGGCGUAUUCGCGUCCCUCAGUAUGAGCUUCACAACUGACUAGUAUUCCUCAAUUGGCUUUAGUUUCGGAGUAUUGGUCGGAUUUAUCUCUUUGGGAAGCACUGUAAUACAAUUUUCAUUUCUUCUCAACCAACCCUCUUCUUCGCAUUUAAGACGUAGGAUUGUGAAACAUUUGUCUUCACUGCCGCUUCUCUUGAGUUUUGGGUUCUGCUUGAAAAGACCCACUACUUUCGCGCGUGGUUUAGGAUAGUCAGACUUUCCUCAAAUCGUUUCAGAACGUUUUUCGGUGCCCUCGGUCCUAACCUGUUCAUGAUGUAACUGAAAGUCUAUUUUCGCUGCGGUUCCGAUCGAUUUUCAGAUGACAUUAUUUGUUCGGGAUGUUUGGUAAAAUCGUUCAAAAUUCUGCAGUGGGUUCUAGAAUUUGUCCGAUAAGAGCAUUCUCAGCCAGUACUAUACUAGACACGCGUAUUCACUUGUUUCACCAAUCUUGGAGAGGAAAAUCGAAAUGAGAUCGAUUCGUUAUCGUGGAAACAAAAACGAAAUAGAUGUUGCUGCUGAAUAAAUUAACCUUAGAUACAGUAAAUAUGAGACAAACAGCAAGCUGCAAAUAAAAAAUGACUGUUGCUUUGUACGAGAAAACAUGACACAACAUUGUUAUGUGUGCGGCAAAUGCUAACAUAGUGAUAAUAAGUUGUUAACAUUUGUACAUAGUAUCUACGAGGUCAACACAUAAAACUGAAUGAGUACAAUCAAAUUGUACGAAACAUGUUUAUGGAUGCUUUCGAGUAUUGUUACGGUAAUUACAAACGAAUAUAAUCAACGCAAGAAUAUGUUGUAUGAAAGUA
Toxorhynchites rutilus septentrionalis is the source of this 12010-nucleotide messenger RNA. RefSeq lists its product as uncharacterized. The transcript is spliced from 5 exons. Gene Ontology annotation, biological process: protein folding in endoplasmic reticulum. The record is from RefSeq and is a predicted model, not a curated record. Lineage: Eukaryota; Metazoa; Arthropoda; Insecta; Diptera; Culicidae. Gene Ontology annotation, cellular component: cytoplasm; membrane. Bases 282 to 4604 code for a protein of 1440 amino acids.